Messenger RNA from Sclerotinia sclerotiorum 1980 UF-70, 159 nucleotides. RefSeq lists its product with no specific name. The record is from RefSeq and is a predicted model, not a curated record. NCBI's taxonomy places the organism in Eukaryota, Fungi, Ascomycota, Leotiomycetes, Helotiales, Sclerotiniaceae. The coding region runs from base 1 to 159 and encodes 52 amino acids. The transcript is spliced from 2 exons.
AUGGAGAUGGAGACACAACAGCGGUGGAGUAACUUCCAAGACAUAUGUGUUGAUAAAGAGUGGGCAGAGGAUUUCAAGUGGUUGGAAUGUUUAAGUUGUGCUCGUGUUGGUUUUAUUUGUUAUGAUGAAGAGGGAGAGGGUGAGUGUGAGGUGAGGUGA